AUGAUUGACUCCGCUGGUUUUUGGUACGGGGAUGAUCCAAUGAGCUAUAACACUCCGGUUCUGUCGGCCGAGAUCUCUGUGAUUUUCAUCAUCUCUGGUCUCACUCACCUUUUGAUGAGACCUCUUCGCCAACCUAAGAUCAUUGUGCAAAUUAUUGCCGGCAUAAUAAUGGGUCCCUCAGUACUAGGUCAAAGCAGGGAGUAUUUAGAAGCGUUAUUUCCUCCGGGUAGUAGAUUAGUAUUUUCAACAUUGGUAGAGUUUGGCUUCAUGUUUCACCUCUUUAUAUUAGGAUUGCAGAUUAAUGCAAGCUUAAUAAAGAGCAUUGGAAGAAAAGCCUUGAUAAUAGCUCUAGUAGGGACUAUGAUUCCCUUGGCAUUUGGAGGGACAGCAUACAAGAUCAUACAUCGUACUAACCCUUCAAUGGCACCUUUAACCCUGGUUGUCAUAAAUUCUAUGUCUUCUUUCAUUGGCGUCACCAGCCUCCUUGAUAAUCUCAACAUUCUUAAUACAGAAAUUGGCCAAUUUGCUUCCUCUAUUGCUUUGGUAAGUGAUACAUGUUGUUGGCUUCUCGCAUUUGUUAUGAGAAAUGUUGAUAAAGCACAGAAAUACUCCCCACACAAACCAUUACCAACACUAGUAGUGGUGCCAGGUUAUUACUGCAUCCUAUUCUUCCUACUCCGACCACUAAUGAUAUGGAUUUUCAGUUCCACCCCUGUAAAAGCACCCAUUAAGGAAAAUCAUUUUACAGCCAUCCUCUGUAUAGUUAUGGGGAAUGGAGUUCUUGCAGAGUAUGUUGGCGAACAUGCUUGGCUUGGUGCUUUUGUGUUAGGCUUUUCUUUGCCAAAUGGGCCAACAUUAGGCGCAAGCUUAAUAAAAAAGCUUGAUAUUCUUUGUACUGAGUCGCUACUUCAACUCUACUGCACUAACAAGGGGUUCAGCACACUUUUCUCUUCCAUGGCAAAAAUGUCUACAGCAAAAAUGGAGAUCCUCAUUUUUGCUGGUUACAUUGGCAAGUUCACUGGCACCAUUUUGCCAUCGAUCUACUAUAAGAUGCCCUUCAGGGAAUCUUUAACACUCACUCUCAUCAUGUGUUGCAAAGGCGUUUUGGAACUCACUAUAUAUAGUACGUGGGAAACCUCCCAGAUCAUAACAAGGCAAACAUAUACGCUUUUAAUAAUCAACAUGAUAGUCAUAACAGGGUUGGCCUCAAUUUUUAUACGUCACCUUUAUGACACUUCCGCAAGAUAUAUGGGUGACACAAGGAGGACAAUCUCGGACUCCGACCAAAACUUUGGUCUCAGAACACUGGUCUGCAUCCAUUCAGAAGAGAAUGUAUCUUCAUUAACAAACCUUCUUGAAGUGUCCAACCCCACAAAAGAAAGCCCUAUUUUUGUCUCUGUCCUUGAGCUCGUGGAGAUCACAAGAAAGGCAGCAUCUAUCCUUGUAAAACAUGAUAGGCAACACAUCUCAUUAGUUUCUAAUCUAUAUUGCUCUGGACACAUUGGCAAUGCCUUCGAUCAUUAUGAGAGUUACAGCGAAGGGAGUGUUAUGAUACAAAACUUCAAAGCAAUUGCACCAUAUGCAAGCAUGCAUGAUGAUAUAUGCACUCUUGCUGUGGUUCAGAAAACAGGCAUCAUUAUUGUUCCCUAUCACAAAACAUGGGCAAUUGAUGGAACAGCCAAAGCAAACACUCCUUUCAUUAGGACCAUAAACAAAAAUUUGCUUAAGAAGGCCCCUUGCUCCAUUGGAGUUCUUGUUGACCGAGGCCAAAUUGGUGGCAACCCAAGCGUUCUGAACGGUAAUUCACCAUAUCGGAUUGCCAUGCUUUUCGUAGGUGGUGCAGAUGAUCGAGAGGCACUAGUGUAUAGCAUCCGGAUGGCCGGGCAUCCGAAUGUCAGUCUCACAGUGGUUCAAUUUAUAGCGUGGGGUUACAAGACAAACAGUUAUCAAGAAAAUCUUGACAAGGAAAUGUUGAAUGAAUUAUGGGCUAGUAUAGUGGGAAAACGGAGAAUAUACUGUAAAAAGGAGACUGUGAGACGUGGGUUAGAUACAAGACAUGUUAUACAUAAGAUGGCAGACAAUUUUGAUCUAGUUAUUGUGGGUAAAUACCAUGAACCAGACUCUCCCGUUACAUUAGGACUUAGAGAAUGGAGCGAAAGCCCUGAACUUGGAGUACUUGGGGACAUGCUGGCCAGUUCAGUUUUUCAGUUUUCAGUUUUGGUGGUACAGCAGCAGCCCAGAAGGUGA
Quercus robur (English oak) is the source of this 2247-nucleotide messenger RNA. RefSeq names its product cation/H(+) antiporter 14-like. Bases 1 to 2247 code for a protein of 748 amino acids. Gene Ontology annotation, biological process: proton transmembrane transport; regulation of pH. NCBI's taxonomy places the organism in Eukaryota, Viridiplantae, Streptophyta, Magnoliopsida, Fagales, Fagaceae. The transcript is spliced from 3 exons. Gene Ontology annotation, molecular function: antiporter activity. The record is from RefSeq and is a predicted model, not a curated record. Gene Ontology annotation, cellular component: endomembrane system; membrane.